AUGUCUGCUGCCACAGCCAUGGAUCAGUUGAAGGGGGAUUUGGCUGCUACAGCCAAUUUUCUCCAGUCCAUGACUGCACUCCCGAACUACGACAGUGUUAGAGAGGUGCAAGCAAAAGCCCUUUGCCAGCGAGUGAAGAACCUUGCCUCCGUGGAUGCAAAUGGAGCCUCAGCCCUGCUGGCUGCAUGGACUGCAGGAAAGCAAUGGACUUCUCCACAAACAAAGGAGUUCAGUGAUCUCUUGGCUGGAGCAGUAGCUAGAACCAACACCGGGGCAGGUCAGGGUGGCAAGAGAGCUACUCAGAAAGUUGAUGCUUUCGAACCUUACCUGUCCGUCAAAGAUAUCCAGGCUUUGGAAGCUGGUGACAACAUCCACGUGAAGUUGGAUGUCUUGGCAUGCCGGUGCAUCAAGCUGAGGCUCACCUGCCCAUCUGAGGCUUGCUGCAAAGCGAUCUUGGCAGCUGGCUUGGCCAGGGCAGGCGGUGAUGUGGGGGCGGUUGACAGCUAUGCCAACAAGCAGUUGUUCAAGAAAAUGCUGAAAAGCAAAGCCAAAGGCUUGCCCAAGAAUGGCUUUCACCUCGAGCAUUAUCCAGCAUCGCCAGACAAUCUGCCCCCUGAGCUCGCCGAUGCAUACUCUCAAGAGGAUCCUGCAUGCACUGUGCAGAUGCAAUCUCCCGACAGGGUGCAGGCAGCAUCAUCUGCACUCGUGUUGAGAGGGAGCUCGAAGAAGCUUCGUGGUGGAAACAUGAUGGGUGCCGGUGGCAUGCAGAGCUGGCCUGCAAGUGGCAACAACAACCCCAUGAACAUGCAAUUCAACAUGGGCCUGCAAGGAAUGCAGCCCGGGAUGACGAUGAUGGGUAUGAUGAACACCAUGAACAACAUGAUGCAGAGGCUCAUGCAGGACCAGAAUAGGCAGCAGCAGGACCCGAUCCCGAACAUGCAGUACUUCGCACCCGGUGGAGGUCAAGCGGGGGCAACCACCAUGGGCCAGGGGCCUGCAGCAGGAACCCAGGCACCUGCAGCAGCAACCCAGCAGGCACCCGCAGGGGCAUCUGCAUCGGUCCAGCAAACAGCACUUGUGGCGGCAACGAAUGCAUCAGCUGGUGUCUCGCCGGCAGUGCAGUUGGAGAUGAGUGAUCCUGAAAACGACGAGGCCGACGAGGCAGAAGUGUUGAGGCAGGCUGGGCUCGUUGCAGAUGCAGUCAACAAGAAGAAGGGGAUUAUUAAGAAGCCUGCAGGCUUGCCCAAGGCAAAGGCAAAGGGCAAAGCCCAUGCCAAAGCAAAGGCAGCCAGUAAGGCCAGUGCCAAGGCCAGUGCCAAGGCCAGUGCAAAGGCCGUUGCAAAGGCCAGUGCAAAGGCCAAAGCCGCCCCGGCCGGUAGCAGAGAAUACUAUGCCAAUCUUUCCAUGAAGAAAAGGGCAGUACUGAAGGAAGUGGCUGCAUGCCCUGAAGUCCUUGACUCAGCCUCCCGGCGAGGCAUCAAAAGGGCACGGGAUUCCGAGCUGGAUGCAGAGACUCCUCAUGGCCCUUUGGUGGCCAAGAUUACAGUACCUGUGGAGGUGAAGAGCCGAAAGGCAGCUGGAGACGAGGAGGUGAAGAUCGUGCCGACAGAGCUGCCGAUCCUCAACCUGAUGGCAUGGAUAUGGCAUGUUUGCCAGUCCAUGCCUGGUGUAGCUGCCUUUUUGCAAAGGCAGCUAUCGAAGUACCCGUGCACAGCAACCAGCCCAUGGCGAAUGGCUUUAUACAAUGAUGAGAUUAGUCCUGGCAACCAGCUAAAAGCCAGCAACACCAGGAAGAUCCAAGGGUACUACCUCAGUUUUCUCGAGUUUGAUGCUGAAGGCCGAUGCCAAGAAAACCUUUGGUUUCCUUUGAACUUGACUCGGUCUUCGGUGGUGAACAAGAUCCAAGGCGGGCUGUCUGCACUCACCCACAUUCUGGCAGCUUUGAAGUCUAUGUACGACUUCAAGGGCUCCAGUGGGACUUUGGUUUGCCCGCUAUGUGCCAACAUAACAAGCAAGACCCACGGUGAUCUGCCAGCAAAUGACCACUCGGGAGAAUUGCAUGACAUAUCAUGCAUCGACAGCAAUCUGUUUGUCCGCAGAACCGACAAUCAGAUCUUCACUGCACAGGCACUGCUGGCGAGAAGGCAACCCAUGCUGAGCAAAAAGGAUUUUGCCUUGCUGGAGUCCAGCAUGGGGUUGAACUUUAACCCAUCUGGAGUGCUUGCUCACAAAAGCAUGCCGCUUGUGAAAUGCUUGAUGUGGGAUUGGAUGCAUUGUUAUGUGGUAAGCGGCCUCCUGCACGUGGAAUUGAGCUUACUCUUGCCACUCUUGCAUGUGCAGGGUGCAACAUUUCAGGUGAUCCAGAGCUUUAUCUCAGAGUACGAAUGGCCUCACAACCUGAAGAACCGGAGAAGAGAAAUCUUGCAUUUGUUCGACAAAAGGAGCAAACCUUCUGAGUUCAAGGCCGGUGCUUCGCA
This is a messenger RNA of Symbiodinium sp. CCMP2592, 2477 nucleotides long. Lineage: Eukaryota; Dinophyceae; Suessiales; Symbiodiniaceae. The record is from the annotation of a GenBank genome assembly.